AUGGCGGAAGCGACUCCUAUCCUCCCCCUGCUCUCCUCUCUCCCCCUCGCCCACCCCUCCCUCCGACCCCUCCUUCAGUCCCACACCCCCCUGGCACGACCCUCCACCCAAUCUCAAUCCCAACUCACAAAGCUCCUCAACCGCCUCAACACCGUCCUCUUGUCCCGCGAUGAUUCUUCCGAAAAGCGAGCAGCAUGCGAGGUAGCAAAAGUCAUGGUCGAACAAGAUCAGGAAGGCUGGGUUCUGGCGGAAUGGGGUAAAGGCUGGGUUGGAGGGUGUCUUGGGUGGAUUGCGAGUACCUCGUCGUCUAUUGCGUCUAUCCCUCCUUACUUGGAGCUGUUGACGACGAUCGUGUUGACUGCUCCGCACUUUCCAUCAUUUGAGAGGCAGACUGUUCAUCCUCUUAUGGGCAAGCUUUCUGUUUCUUUGGGCAAGUUGCUGGAGAGGUCUUUGAGCGAGUCUCAGCCGGAAUGGGAUGUCAUCUGUACUUUACUCGAAUCUAUCCAGAUGCUCCUAUUGCAAUCCCCUGCCAACUUCCGCCCCUCCACGCCCGCUUUCAAAACCAACCUUUUCGCUCUUCUCCUCAUGCUCCCCACCCCCACCUCCCCCUCCCCCUCUAUCCCCUCGCAAAUCCGCCAACAAUCCGCAAAGCUGCUGGCCGCUCUUCAUGUCACAUCAGGCAAGGCCCAGAGCCCCGCGGCAUGGACAGCGGACAUGAAGCAAGUUCUCGGUGGUCUCGGCAAGGCGCUCGGAGGGAUCACAUCAGAUGCCUGGGAAGAAGACCCCGUCACCGUGCCGCCCCCUGCUUCUACGAGCACACCAGACCUACCCGCGGAUCCUCUCCAGCGACUACCCAUCGCUCUGGACUGGCUUGAAGGCCUCACGCAGGCGACUCUGGAGAUGCUUUCGUUCCCUACGAGCAGACCGGUGGCUAUCCCUCUGGCUGGGCUCCACCACGCUUUCCUGAUCGCUUCUCUCCCCCGUAUCUGGGCCGCCGGUACCCAGCUGCUCGCAGCCGUGGCGCUCGCCACAGGCGACCACCUCUUCCCCCACCUCUCCAACAUCUUUGACCACUCUGUCUGGCUCUUGGAGCGUAUCCCCCAAAGCAUGUGCGAGUCUCGCACAUUGCUUUUGCGGUUCCACAGCCUGCUCUUGACGCUCUACCCUCCUUCACUACUCCCAGUCGAAUACCCCACCCGUCUUUUGAGGUCAUGCCUCUCAAGCCUCUCGCCCCUACUCGGCGAUAAACGGGAGUCUGUGGCGGCUGCUAGCAAGAAUGAAUCUGGGGGCGGGAAGAGGGGGAAGAAGAGGGCUAGAGGGGCUGAAGAUGGUUUGGUCGGUGAUUUGGAGGGGAAAGGUCGUCGAGGUCUUUCCCACUCUGAGCUUGAUUGCAUCAUCUCUGCUCUUUCGCUCACUCCUCUUUUGCAUACUGCUUCUCUCCUCGCGCCUUCGCUCUUGACGCUCUCUGUCCGUCUGCAUCUCUCGAUCUAUCUCGGUCUGCCGUCAUUGCCAACAUCGACGUUCCCCGAGGUCGGAGCGAGGGAAGAUGUAAGGGUUGUGACGAGAAAGGUGCUUGAGAAGGUGUUGAGUAUUGGAGAGGGAUGGAGUAAGGGAUACGAGAGUGUGAUUGUAUCGGUGCUUGACGCUGCAUCCCAACCCUCCAUCCGCCCAACACUCCACCCCAAACUCCCACCCAUGAUACGCCACCAACCCGCCCUCUCGGAACUACAUUUCUUUGCGAAAGAGACGGACGAGGAAAAGAAGGUCCGGAAAGAGCUUGGGUUUGGGUUGGAAGGUGAGGUGGUGGAUGGGGAGGAGAUGGAGGAGGAUGAAGUACCGGCGAAGAGGGUGGCGGCUGUUGCGCCGGUCGUACAAGCGCCUGUACAGGUAGCUGCCCAGCCUCAGUUCGCCCAACCUGCGCCGGUGGUCGCGCCUGUUGCCGUUCAACAACCCGCUCCCGUAGCGCUACAAGCUCCUGCCACCGCCCCCGCCCCCAUCACUCUCGCGCCCCAACCGCCCAUCCCCACCUUCCAAACCCCAAACCAGCCUGCCGAAUCAUUCAUCUCUUUCACCAACACCACCACCACCUCUUCUUCCACCAACCCCUCUGCAUCUGCAUCAACACAAACACAGGAGAAGGUGGUAGAGACGGUGAGCGAGAGGAUGCAGGUGGAUGAUGAUGAUGAGGCGCUGCCGGAGAUGGAUAGUGGGAGUGAGGAUGAGUUGGAGUUGGAUGAUGAUGAGGAGGAUGAUGAGUAG
This is a messenger RNA of Cryptococcus wingfieldii CBS 7118, 2259 nucleotides long. RefSeq lists its product as hypothetical. Gene Ontology annotation, cellular component: nucleus. Lineage: Eukaryota; Fungi; Basidiomycota; Tremellomycetes; Tremellales; Cryptococcaceae. The transcript has 4 exons. Bases 1 to 2259 code for a protein of 752 amino acids. The record is from RefSeq and is a predicted model, not a curated record. Gene Ontology annotation, biological process: rRNA processing.